UAAACUGGCACAUCUGGGAAAUCCCGAAUCUGAAAGUUCCAAGUUUCCUUGCAAUAAGUAAACACUACAAAUCCCACCCCCCUGCACCCAUCAUUUCAUCACCUGCCCCAAUCACCAUCAUCCCAACUAGAAACAUCCUCUCACCCAGGUGCAGAAGCAGGGAAUAUAGGGAGAAAAAGAACAUUACUUUCCAUAGUAACAAUACCGUCUCAUUUCUGAGUUACCGCUCGUUUACCUUCGAACCGGACCGCUCCAACGGAUUGGAAUCCGAUUACAUCAUGAUGCCAAAUAUGUUAGUUUUGGGAGCAGCCGUCAUGUUGGAAAAGAUGCCGUUUGCCGCGAGGUUAACCUUCAGCAGUGCCCUGGCUCUCUUUCGUCAAAGCGCGUUCAUGAACCGGACAGUCGGCGAGAUCGUUUGGGGGUACAAAGAACCCUUCAUUAAAUUCCUGAGCAACCUCGGGGUCACCAUCGGUCCAUCCAAUGAAAAAUUUGGCUUAUUUUCCGAUUUAAACAAUUCCCACUCGGGCCUCUUCACGGUGUUCACAGGCGUGGACAAUAUUAACAAAACUCACAUGGUGGAUUCUUGGAAUGGAUUAAAAGAGGUAUCUUAUUGGCAUUCUGAAGAAUGUAACAUGAUCAAUGGAACUGCUGGAGAAAUUUGGCCACCGUUCAUGACCCCAUCUUCACCAGUGGAACUCUAUGCUCCUGAUGCCUGCAGGUCGCUUAAAUUAAACUACACCCAAUCUGGAAAUUUCAAAGGCAUACCAGUUUAUCGUUACAUGGCUCCGAAGACCCUGUUUGCCAACGGGACCAUCUAUCCACCCAACGAGGGCUUCUGCCCAUGCCGGCAAUCCGGAAUCCAGAACAUUAGCUCCUGUAAAUUAAAUGCGCCAAUAUUUAUUUCUCAACCUCAUUUCCUAAACGCUGAUCCGGCUUUAAUGGACACGGUAGUCGGUUUGCAUCCGAACGAAAAGGACCACGAUCUGUUUGUCGAUAUACAUCCGCUGACAGGGAUUCCCAUGAACUGUUCGGUCAAAAUACAACUGAAUCUGUUCAUAAAACACGUUUCUGGCAUCUGGCAAACCGGACAGAUUAAGCCCGUGGUUUUGCCCGUGAUUUGGUUUUCCGAGGUAAGUGUGGGUCUGUCUGCAUGCUUACACAUACAAACACACACACACACACAUACAAACAGAGAGAGAGAGAGAGAGAAACAGAGAGAGAAAACACCUGAGAAGGAUGUAUAUGGUUUGCAUUAACUUUUAAUCAGGUUAACCUUCCUCCUUCCUUCUCUCCCUCUUUUUCCUCCUUCCUUCCUUC
Messenger RNA from Notechis scutatus (mainland tiger snake), 1317 nucleotides. NCBI's taxonomy places the organism in Eukaryota, Metazoa, Chordata, Lepidosauria, Squamata, Elapidae. The record is from RefSeq and is a predicted model, not a curated record.